Messenger RNA from Peromyscus eremicus (cactus mouse), 1592 nucleotides. RefSeq names its product RAD51 paralog B (gene Rad51b). The record is from RefSeq and is a predicted model, not a curated record. The coding region runs from base 121 to 1173 and encodes 350 amino acids. Gene Ontology annotation, biological process: double-strand break repair via homologous recombination. NCBI's taxonomy places the organism in Eukaryota, Metazoa, Chordata, Mammalia, Rodentia, Cricetidae. Gene Ontology annotation, cellular component: Rad51B-Rad51C-Rad51D-XRCC2 complex. Gene Ontology annotation, molecular function: ATP binding; ATP hydrolysis activity; ATP-dependent DNA damage sensor activity. The transcript has 11 exons.
UUUGAGACUUCUCCCUGUCUGCUUCUUCAGCAACUACAACUAUACUUGGGGCAUAGUUGUAGCUAUUUGAGUGUAUAUCCCUCCACCUUUCAGUUAUUCUUCUUUGGGAGAUCUAGAAAGAUGAGCAGCAAGAAACUAAGACGAGUGGGUUUAUCACAAGAGCUGUGUGACCGUUUGAGCAGACAUCAGAUCGUUAAUUGUCAGGACUUUUUAGGUCUCUCCCCGCUGGAACUUAUGAGAGUGACUGGCCUGAGUUAUGGAGGUGUCCACGAGCUUCUGUGUGUGGUCAGCAGGGCCUGCGCUCCACAGAUGCAAACGGCUUAUGAGAUACAGCUGCGGAGGUCUGCUGCUCUCUCCCCAGCCUUCCUGUCUACUACCCUUUCUGCGUUGGAUGAAGUCCUGCAUGGUGGUGUGGCUUGUGGAUCGCUCACAGAGAUUACAGGUCCACCAGGUUGUGGAAAAACUCAGUUUUGUAUCAUGAUGAGUGUUUUAGCUACAUUACCCACCAACAUGGGAGGAUUAGAAGGGGCUGUUGUGUACAUUGACACGGAGUCUGCCUUUACUGCUGAAAGACUGGUAGAGAUCGCAGAAUCCCGUUUUCCACUGCAUUUUAACACUGAAGAAAAAUUGCUUCUGAUGAGCAGUAAAGUUCAUCUUCACCGGGAACUUACCUGUGAGGGAGUUCUGCAGAGGCUUGAAUCUUUGGAGGAAGAGAUUAUUUCCAAAGGAGUUAAGCUUGUGAUUGUUGACUCCAUUGCUUCUGUGGUCAGAAAGGAGUUCGAUUCGCAGCUUCAGGGCAACAUCAAGGAAAGGAACAAGUACUUGGCCAAAGAAGCAUCCUUACUGAAGUACCUGGCUGAGGAAUUUUCACUCCCAGUUAUCUUGACGAAUCAAAUUACGACCCAUCUGAGUGGAGCCCUCCCUUCUCAAGCAGACCUGGUGUCUCCGGCUGAUGAUUUGUCCCUGUCUGAAGGCACUUCUGGAUCCAGCUGUGUGGUAGCCGCACUGGGAAACACAUGGAGUCACUGUGUGAACACCCGGCUGAUUCUCCAGUACCUUGAUUCAGAGAGAAGGCAGAUUCUCAUUGCCAAAUCCCCUCUGGCUCCCUUCACCUCCUUCGUCUACACCAUCAGAGGGGAAGGCCUGGUUCUUCAAGGCCAAGAGAGGCCAUAGGGAUACUGUGACCUUUGUCUGGAGCUGAUGGGGGUGUGAUUUGUGAAAUGAAACAAGACCAAGAUGGGGGGCUGCUUGGAAAAAGGAACCGGAAGCCAACAUAAUGAGGAUUAAUUGGUUGAUUGCUGUUGAGAUGGUAACUGUGAUUUCAGACCCGGAAGGGAAGGUGAAGAUGACGAAGCCUUUGUCCAGUCUCUGAUGUGGAGGGCUGGGGGCUUUACCACCAUGGGAUGUCAGCAGCCGGAAUAAGAAUUUGCACUUACAUAGCACCUUUCAACCAUGCACCUCAAAGCGGUUUAGCCACAUUAAUUAAUUAAGGCCCACAAUCCCCCUGGGGAGAGGAGGAGGAGGACUAACAAGAUUUGUAAUUACAGAAGGGAACAUUUCCGAAUAAAGUAUUGUCCAGCAAAGAAAAAGAA